CUCUCUGUCUCUGUCUCUCUGUCUUUCUUUUAGCAAUUUGCAAAUACAAUAUGAAGUAGAAUAGUACUUUUCUUGCAUCUACAGUAAACUGUAAACGUGAAAGGUUUAAAAUCCUCAGAUUCCCGAAAAUCCCUAUCAAAAGCAAACCCCACCACCAUUUCUCAAUCUCAUCUUUCUCACGUCUUCUCCAUCAAAAACAAAACCCUUUUGGUAAUUCUAUAAACCCAAAAAACCACACACCAAAACUAAUAUCUACCUUAAACAAAAACAAAAACAAAAACAAAAAAAAAAAAAAAAACAAAAAAAAAAACACGUAAAAAAUUGUAUAACAUAAGACCAGAAAGUUCGAGGUUUUAGGUUCAGAUCUUGUUUGAUUUUUUUUUUUCUUUUGGGUUUGUAAAAUUUAAGGUAAAUAACUGAAGGGUUUUUAUUCGGAGAAGACUUAAGGGUUUAGGUGGCGAUGUCUGCCGGGGUUUGCGGGAAACGGGUCGGGUUCGAAGAAAUUUUCGGACCUUCAUCUCCGACGUCGUGCUCUUCUGCUAAGAGACCCAGGUCGUCCAGUUUCGGAUCCGGAUCCGAUGACUCUGUAUCUGUUUUGCUCCAAAUGUUCCCCGACUUGGAUCCACAGUUGGUGGAAAGAAUUUGUAGGAAUCACAAUAAUAAGAUUGAAGAUGCUGUUGUGAGUCUACGAGCAAUUUGUUUUGCUGAUGUUAAUGCAAGAAAUAGAUCACAAAGCUCUGAUUGCACAAAUAUCACAAAUUGUGGUGAUGUUCCUAGUCAAAGCUCCGCGACAUGCAGUCAAAUGCCGGAGCAGAGAGUUGAAGAUGUAAAGGACAUGAGAACAACUGUUGACUAUGGAAAUACAAUGGAUGGGUCUAAGUGGGUCGAUUUGUUUGUGCAUGAAAUGAUGAAUGCGACAGACAUUGAUGAUGCUAGGGGACGUGCUACAAGGAUUCUGGAGGCUUUUGAACAAAGUAUAACUGCCCCAUCAAGGGCAUCAGAGGAGCUGGAGCAUGCAUCUCUAAAGGAGCAUCUGCAGAGCUUGUUAAAUGAUAACCAGAUUUUAAAGAGAGCGGUUGCCAUCCAGCAUGAACGCAAUUUGGAGCAAGAAGAGAGGAUAAAGGGGGUUGAACAGCUAAAACAUCUGUUAAGCCAAUAUCAAGAACAAAUUCGAAGUUUAGAGCUCACAAACUACAGCUUGAAGCUCCAUCUGCAGAGGGCACAAGAAAGUAGCUCAAUUCCUGGGCGAUUUCAUCCUGACCUAUAUUAAGGUUCUUUGGUGUUCCAUCACUUAAUGUAAUGUUUCCUAAUACGUGAUUUAGAUUAUCUAUUUAUAUCACACAGGGGUAAUGACGAUUGUUAAGAUUUACACAGUAUUGUACUGAGUUUAACCAUUACCUGAAUCCAAGCUAAGUACACUUUGGCAGUUUGUGUGGAA
Quercus robur (English oak) is the source of this 1438-nucleotide messenger RNA. RefSeq lists its product as uncharacterized. Bases 461 to 1270 code for a protein of 269 amino acids. NCBI's taxonomy places the organism in Eukaryota, Viridiplantae, Streptophyta, Magnoliopsida, Fagales, Fagaceae. The record is from RefSeq and is a predicted model, not a curated record. Gene Ontology annotation, molecular function: ubiquitin binding. The transcript is spliced from 5 exons.